Messenger RNA from Acanthosepion pharaonis, 657 nucleotides. NCBI's taxonomy places the organism in Eukaryota, Metazoa, Mollusca, Cephalopoda, Sepiida, Sepiidae. The record is from the annotation of a GenBank genome assembly.
UUGUUUCUUUAUCUAUCUAUCUAUCUAUCUAUCUAUCUAUCUAUCUAUCUAUCUAUCUGCCGUUUCUUAUCUAUCUAUCGGAAAUCACUUUUCAUGCCAAAGUGCACCUCUACUAGUUCGGCCAGAGAGCCAGCUUGGCAGAGCAAGUUGUCUAUCUGUAUCUUUUCUAUAUAUAUUGCCUCUCUAUGUCUAUUUUAUCUAUCUAUCUAUCUAUCUAUCUAUCUAUCUAUCUAUCUAUCUAUCUAUCUAUCUAUUUUUAACAGCCUAUUCAUAUCUAUCUAUCUCUUUGUUCAUAUCUAUCUAUCUGUCUGUCUAUCUAUCUAUCUAUUUUUAAUAGCCUAUUCAUAUCUAUCUAUCUUUUUGUUCAUAUCUAUCUAUCUAUCUAUCUAUCUAUUUUUAAUAGCCUAUUCAUAUCUAUCUAUAUCUUUGUUCAUAUCUAUCUAUCUAUCUAUCUAUCUAUCUAUCUAUCUGUCUGUCUGUCUCUCUAAGAAAGGAAGCUUGAUUGACCUGAAGCAUAUUAUUCUCCUUUUCCGUGACAAUAACGCGGUGGACUUGCCUACGCGUGGCACACAGCGGUUGGUUGCUUUCCUACACCGGUGGGAACAGGACGAUGUCGUGUCUGACCGAUGCUUAUUAGUUCAGUUGAGCGGACGGUGA